AUGGGAAGACAGAUUCCGGACUCCAUAUCGGUAAUACCAGUCAUCACCUAUUUCGAUACCCUCGGCUCCCGCAAUGUAGUCUCCACGGUCGAGCCCGGAUAUCUGCGCCAGCUGCUCCCGGACGAAGCGCCACGGGAAGGUGAGCCGUGGGCCGCCAUCCACAAGGACAUGGAAGCCAAGAUCAUGCCCGGCAUCACCCACUGGAACCACCCAGGCUUCCACGCCUUUUUCCCCUGCGCCAGCUCGUACCCCUCCCUCCUCGGCGAGCUCUACUCGGCCGCCCUAACCACCGCCGCUUUCAACUGGAUCUGCUCGCCCGCCGUCACCGAGCUCGAGACCAUCGUGCUCGACUGGCUGGCCAAGACCCUCGGCCUGCCCGCCUGCUACCUGUCCACCGGCCCCACCCGCGGCGGCGGCGUCAUCCAGGGCUCCGCCAGCGAGGCGGUCCUGACGGCCAUGGUCGCGGCGCGCGAUAAGUAUCUGCGCGAGACGGUGCCGCCCCCUGGUGGUGGUGAGGGGUCGGUGUCGGAGGAGGAGUAUGAGGAGCGGGUGAUGGUCAAGAAGUCGCGCAUGGUUGCGCUGGCUACCACGCUGACGCACUCGAGCGCGAAGAAGGCCGCGCUGAUUUUGGGCUGCCGGUUCCGUGCCAUCCGCGUGCGGGAGGAGGAUGGCUAUGCGCUCACGCGUGAGGGCCUGGCCGUGGCGCUGGCGGAGUGCCGCGCGCAGGGGCUGGAGCCCUUCUUUUUGGCCGCCACGCUGGGCACCACCGAUGUGUGCUCCGUGGAUGACUUUGAGGGGAUUAGUGCCGCGCUGGCCGAGCAUGUCCCGCCCGGUGCGCCCGGCGAGGUGUGGGUGCAUGUGGAUGCGGCGUAUGCCGGGGCCGCGUUGGUGUGUCCUGAGGUUCAGGAGUCGACGCGCAUCGCGCUGGUCAGUCGGUUUCAUAGCUUUGAUAUGAACAUGCACAAGUGGCUGCUGGUGAAUUUCGAUGCCAGCUGCUUCUUUGUGAGGAACAGAGAGUGGCUGGUGCAGGCCCUGAGCGUCAACCAGGCCGUGUACGGGAACAAGGCGUCGGAUGGUGGGUUGGUGACCGACUACAGGGAGUGGCAGAUCCCGUUGGGGAGGCGGUUCCGGAGCUUGAAGAUCUGGUUCGUGCUCCGGUCGUAUGGUAUCAAGGGGUUGCAGGAGCACAUUCGGCGGACCAUGAAGAUGGGCGAGGACUUUGCCGGGGGGCUCAGGGGCAGGUCUGAUCUAUUUGAGAUUGUAUCAGGGCCGAGUUUUGCCUUGACCGUAUUCCGGUUGGCGGCCAAGUCUGAGGGCGCAUCGCUCGAGGAUAGGAAUGCACAGACGAGGGCGCUGUAUGAAAAGGUGAAUGCGACGGGAAAGAUGUGGCUUACAAGCACCGAACUCGACGGCCGUUUCGCGAUCCGGCUCAUGACGGCGGUGAGGACGACCGAGACGGAGCACAUCCAAACGGCGGUUAAGACAUUGGUUGAGAUCGCCGAGGAGGUGCUCAGGGGGUGA
Molecule: messenger RNA, 1521 nt
Organism: Chaetomium globosum CBS 148.51
Lineage: Eukaryota; Fungi; Ascomycota; Sordariomycetes; Sordariales; Chaetomiaceae
Exons: 3
Coding region: 1-1521 (506 amino acids)
Biological process (GO): amino acid metabolic process
Molecular function (GO): carboxy-lyase activity; pyridoxal phosphate binding
Source: RefSeq, a predicted model, not a curated record